AGUCGCGUCAGUGUCGGACAAGAUGGCGUCUCAGCAGCAGCAGCCCGGUGGGCCGAUGUCUCAGCCUGGAUUACAGCAGCCGUCACUACAACAACAACAACAGCAGCAGCAGAUGAAUCAACAGCAAGACUUUGACCCGGUUCACAGAUUUAAGAUGCUCAUCCCUCAGCUAAAGGAGAGUCUGCAGAAUGUAAUGAAGAUCGCAUCCCUGAAUUUGGCCCAUAACACGGCAAUUGACAACGGCAUUAAAAGCAGUGAUGGCUCUGUGCAGCGCUUUGACAAAAGCUUAGAGGAGUUUUAUGCCCUCUGUGAUCAACUGGAGCUGUGUUUGCGGCUGGCAUAUGAAUGUCUUUCCCAAAGCAUCGACAGCGCCAAACAUUCACCCAACCUGGUACCGACGGCCACCAAGCCUGACACGGUGCAGACGGAGUCCAUGUCUUACGCCCAGUACCUCGGCAUGAUCAAGUCUCAGAUCUCCUGUGCCAAAGAUAUCCACAAUGCUUUGCUGGAGUGUUCCAAGAAGAUCACAGGAAAAGGACAACCGCAGGGAAUCAUGUGAAGCCACACAGACUAUUCUGACCCAUUUUCACAAAGACUAUGGAUUUCUUGUUUGGAAUGACCCCCUUACAGAGGUCUCACUUUUCCUUCAGUUCUUAUAUUCUACAUUUUCUUCCUUUUUAAAAUAUACCACGUGAGAGUGUUGUGUAAAUAUUUCCAGCCAAGUCAUGUCCUGAGAUAACCAGCAGGUGGUAGCAGAGUUGCAGGAGCCACUUGAAUGUUCACAGGUCUUUGGUAACUUAUUUGUACUGGAACAUUAAAACCUUUCUACAGAU
Solea senegalensis (Senegalese sole) is the source of this 833-nucleotide messenger RNA. RefSeq names its product mediator complex subunit 29 (gene med29). Gene Ontology annotation, molecular function: transcription factor binding; transcription coregulator activity. The coding region runs from base 23 to 559 and encodes 178 amino acids. NCBI's taxonomy places the organism in Eukaryota, Metazoa, Chordata, Actinopteri, Pleuronectiformes, Soleidae. The transcript has 4 exons. Gene Ontology annotation, biological process: regulation of transcription by RNA polymerase II. The record is from RefSeq and is a predicted model, not a curated record. Gene Ontology annotation, cellular component: mediator complex.